GAGUGGGAGGAGGAGGCGGCGGCGGCGGCGGGGCUGAGGUGCGAAGCGAGAGCGAGACAGUUGACUCUCGAGGAGCGGAUGUAAAUCAGUGUAUAGCAGAAAAUGUCCACUGAACAGACUUCUUGGACAAGCUUGUCCACUAUUCAGAAGAUAGCCCUGGGCCUCGGCAUCCCAGCCAGUGCAGCAGUUGCCUAUAUCCUAUACCGCAGGUAUAGAGAAAGCAGAGAAGAACGGCUGACGUUUGUUGGAGAGGAUGACAUCGAGAUAGAGAUGAGGGUUCCCCAGGAAGCUGUGAAGCUCAUCAUUGGACGGCAAGGAGCCAAUAUUAAACAACUGAGGAAACAGACCGGUGCUCGGAUUGAUGUUGACACAGAGGAUGUAGGCGAUGAGCGAGUGCUGCUUAUCAGUGGUUUUCCUGUCCAGGUGUGCAAGGCCAAAGCAGCCAUCCAUCAGAUCCUGACAGAGAAUACCCCAGUGUCCGAGCAGCUCUCAGUUCCCCAGAGAUCCGUGGGCAGAAUUAUAGGGAGAGGCGGCGAGACGAUUCGUUCUAUCUGUAAGGCCUCAGGAGCAAAAAUUACCUGUGACAAAGAAUCAGAAGGGACAUUACUACUAUCAAGACUCAUAAAAAUCUCAGGCACACAGAAGGAAGUGGCAGCAGCUAAGCAUUUGAUACUGGAGAAAGUUUCAGAGGAUGAAGAACUUCGGAAGAGAAUUGCCCAUUCUGCAGAAACCAGAGUCCCACGCAAGCAGCCAAUCAGUGUGAGAAGAGAAGAAAUGGCAGAGGCAGGAGGAGCUGGAGAACCAGCUUCAUGGAAAAACAUCAGUUCUAGCAUGGGGCAGACUGCACCUUUGGAGAUUCCUCCCCACAAAGGAGGUGGUGACAUGGCUGUUGUAGGACCCAAAGAAGGUUCCUGGGAAAAACCUAAUGAUGACAGCUUUCAGAAACCUGGAGCCCAAACCAGUCCAGAGAUGUCCAUGUUUGAAAUCCCCAGUCCUGACUUCAGUUUCCAUGCUGAUGAGUACCUAGAAGUCUACGUUUCUGCCUCUGAACACCCUAACCACUUCUGGAUCCAAAUCAUUGGCUCACGUAGCCUGCAAUUGGAUAAGCUUGUCAGUGAGAUGACCCAGCAUUAUGAGAAUAGCCUGCCUGAAGACUUGACUGUGCAUGUAGGAGACAUUGUAGCAGCACCUUUAUCUACAAAUGGUUCCUGGUAUCGAGCCCGGGUCCUUGGAACAUUGGAGAAUGGGAAUUUAGACCUCUACUUUGUUGACUUUGGAGAUAAUGGAGAUUGCCCACUGAAGGAGCUCAGGGCUCUCAGGAGUGACUUUCUAAGCCUUCCAUUUCAAGCAAUUGAAUGUAGUCUGGCAAGGAUCGCCCCCUCAGGUGCACAAUGGGAAGAAGAAGCUUUAGAUGAGUUUGACAGACUCACUUAUUGUGCUGAUUGGAAGCCCCUUGUGGCCAAGAUCUCUAGCUACGUCCAGACUGGGAUCUCAACUUGGCCAAAGAUCUACUUAUAUGAUAUCAGCAAUGGGAAGAAACUUGAUAUUGGGCUAGAAUUAGUUCGUAAAGGAUAUGCGAUUGAGCUUCCUGAAGACAUGGAAGAAAACAGAACUGUCCCGGACAUGUUGAAGGACAUGGCCACAGAAACAGAUGUCUCUCUUGCCAGCAUGCUUAGUGAGACCAAAGAGAGCCCGGAAGAGCUACCACAUACCCUGUCCUGCCUCAGCUUAUCAGAAGCUGCCUCUAUGUCUGGAGAUGAUAACCUUAAAGAUGACUACUUACUUUGAAGUCUGUGCUUCAGCUGGAUGAGCCAUCUGCUUUGCAAUGAUUUGGUGCCAGGAGAGCAGAAUCUCCAAUAGAGAUCCAUGCAGUUCUUCCUUUUUUACACAGUCUGGCUUGGACCAAAUUCAUUUUCUUCUCCCAUUGGACUACCAGAAAGUGUGUGGGGAAGAGGGAGACAAAUACAUCCUCCCCACACUUUACCCCCAGUCCCCUCCCGACUGCUGUUAUUUCCAGGCCUCUGAGUCAAGCCAGGUCCCCUCUGCCAGUCAUAAUGUGCGUUAUUGUGGGGCUGUGUCUUUUAAGGCUGGGAAACAGCCAUAGUUUGGGCACUGAAAUGAUGAUUCUGCAGACUCUGACUCACCCUAUCAGGUGACUUGAGUUACAGGAAGUGUUUUGAGUCCUGUUUGAGUUGAAGCAAAAGCAAAUAUCAGCAAAAAUACUAAGUAGCUUCAGAACAUGGAAGGAAUGCUACCUCCCAGCUGCAAUUUCAGAUAGGUUAUUGGAGACAGAAGUGUGUGAGCGUGGGCGUGGGAACUUGAGUUAAAAUGCAAGUAAAAAGGAGACCACUCAGGAAAUACUGUAAAUUGGUAGUAAAGUGUCUAAAUCAUUUGGGGGACUGUUUGAAUAAAAAUCUCAAGAAUAUUUAAACCAACUACUCCUUGGGUUCCAAAGUGGAAGCUGGCUUAUGGGUAAAGUUUCAUCUAAACCUACGUCUCAUGAGAGUUACCCACUGCAUCACAUACAGGGGCUGUAAAACAAGGUCUUUCCAUGCACACACUCACUUUCUUCCCCCAGAGU
This is a messenger RNA of Perognathus longimembris pacificus (Pacific pocket mouse), 2581 nucleotides long. RefSeq names its product tudor and KH domain containing (gene Tdrkh). Gene Ontology annotation, biological process: spermatogenesis. Gene Ontology annotation, molecular function: RNA binding. Bases 103 to 1788 code for a protein of 561 amino acids. The transcript is spliced from 14 exons. Lineage: Eukaryota; Metazoa; Chordata; Mammalia; Rodentia; Heteromyidae. The record is from RefSeq and is a predicted model, not a curated record.